AUGUUCAACUUUGAAGUGACCGUCUUGGGGGCCUCUGGCGGUCCAGAUGCUGGUGAUACCCAAUGCUUUAUGGUGAGGCCAAGUGGUUCGAGAGACCUCCGUUCGAUAUGUGUCGAUGGGGGAGCAGGUGUGGGGCAGAUAGCGCGAAUACUGUCGCAAGCUAAAGACAUGUCAAGGCCUCAACUAAUAGAGAGUUUUUACUUCAACGAUUUUGAACCGGCAGACCAGUUUUUCGAUCCAAGAACUCCAGUGAAGCUAGGUUUUCCCACUGAUCUAGUUGAGAACGUUUCAUCAAACACCUGGAAAAGAGCCCUGCAGUUUUACAAGGGGAUCAAGGAAUACUAUAUUACACAUGCUCACCUGGACCAUAUUGCAGCAAUGGUUAUGAACUCUCCGAUGGCCUACGACGGAGAGUGUAUCUCAGGUAAGAAAUUGUGGGGUCUCCCGUUCACUAUGGAUGCGAUCAAGAGACAUGUCUUUAAUGAUCUGAUAUGGCCAGAUCUGCUCGAUGGGACUGCAAGCCGAUUGAAACUUGACUCGUUGGCAGAACUACGGCUGCAUAACUGCGAGACUUUCCCCCAGUGGGAUAUUAUACCGCUAAAAGUUCACCAUGGCUUUGGAGUGUCCGAACCUAGCAGUCGGAUCUACAGCACAAUCUACCUAUUCAUCGACAAGCACUCGGGAAGCGGUAUUGUCAUUUGCGGCGAUCUUGAACAGGACCACGCAUCGGAUAAGCUACCAUUAUUGGAGGAAGCCUGGGACUAUAUCGCAAAGCAUAUAUCCCAUCGAAGGCUGAAAGGAAUUAUAAUCGAGUGCUCAAGUUGGACAGCUACACAACAAACUGAACUAUAUGGCCACAUGUCACCGACAUACCUAGUGCCAGCCCUCAACAGACUUCAAAGACAGUAUCAGGAACCAGAUGCUUUGAGGGACCUCGAAGUCGUGAUCACCCACGUCAAAAAGGCCAUAUCCGACAAGGAUCCACGUCUGAUAAUCCUUAAAGAGCUACGAGACCAAGCACAUGCCACACAGCUACAUGUGCGGUUUUCAAUUGCCAUACAGGGCUAUACUUUUCAAUUUUAA
Torulaspora delbrueckii is the source of this 1083-nucleotide messenger RNA. RefSeq names its product 3',5'-cyclic-nucleotide phosphodiesterase PDE1 (gene PDE1). NCBI's taxonomy places the organism in Eukaryota, Fungi, Ascomycota, Saccharomycetes, Saccharomycetales, Saccharomycetaceae. The transcript has a single exon. Gene Ontology annotation, molecular function: 3',5'-cyclic-AMP phosphodiesterase activity; 3',5'-cyclic-GMP phosphodiesterase activity. The record is from RefSeq and is a predicted model, not a curated record. The coding region runs from base 1 to 1083 and encodes 360 amino acids. Gene Ontology annotation, biological process: negative regulation of glucose mediated signaling pathway; cGMP catabolic process; cAMP catabolic process.